AUGUCACCAAAUGCAUUUAGUCGUGUAUUUAGUACAACAGCAAAUACAGUAUUUAAACGAUUUUUAUUAACAUUGAUUCGAACAACAUUAAUCUAUAUAAUAGCACUAUUAUUUGUUCAAUUACCAACAUUUUGGCAGUAUGUUAUAACAUUAGGAAAAGAUGAUCAUAAACAUGAAAAACAAAAACGAAUUCGAUCUAAAUUAAUUGAUGACAAUGAUCCGUCAUCACCAUAUAGAGCUAUUCAAGUUCUUGAUCAACUUAAAAGUCAACCUGAAGAUGAACUUGAAACAUUAGCUGUCAUUCCUGAUCUUUGUCUUCAACGUCAUCCUAACAAACAAACAUUGGGUGUCAGACAAAUUCUUGAUGUUGAAGAUGAAACACAACCUAAUGGAAAAGUUUAUAAAAAGGUUUUACUUUUUUUGCUUUCCUUUUUUUUUUAA
This is a messenger RNA of Rotaria sp. Silwood2, 441 nucleotides long. The record is from the annotation of a GenBank genome assembly. Lineage: Eukaryota; Metazoa; Rotifera; Eurotatoria; Philodinida; Philodinidae.